AUGAGUGGUUUGGAAGUGGCUGGAGUAGUUCUGGGCUGCCUCCCGCUUAUCAUCCAAGGCAUUGAGAGCUACAAUGAAGGCCUCGACCCUAUCAAAAGCUUCAUGCGAUGGGAGCACGAGCUGCCAAAGUUCAUUCGGAAGCUCACCACCCAGCAUAUCCACUAUGACCAGACGAUUCGCGUCCUCUUCGCGCCCAUAACGACCGACGUCGAGUUUGCGGAAAUGAUGGCAAAUCCCGGCUCGGCAGAGCUGUGGAAGGACAAAGGGAUGGCUUUGAAGCUCCAGGAAAGGCUGCAAGAGUCGUACCAAGAGUACGAACGCACAAUUGCCGACAUUGAGAGGAUAACGAAGAAGAUCGCGAGCAAGCUGGAUCUCGAUCGCGCGAAAGAGCUAUCGCGCAACGAUCUUGAAGCCAUUCUCUCUGCGAACCCGAAGAAAGCAAGCGACAAGUUCGAAUUCGGAAAGCGCAUCAGAUUUGGAAUGAACAAGAAGGCCAUACGAGCCCUGUUGGAAGAAUUGGACGAUUGCAACAAAGAGCUCGAGCGCUUCACGGAAAAGAGCGAAAAGAUCGAGACAAUUCGCAAAUCUGUAAAGCCUGCUUUUGCAUCCCGCCUUCAACGUAUCCAAGGAUAUGCAAAGAACCUACAUGAUUCGCUCUUGUGGUCAUGCUCCUUGUCAUUUACUACAAAAGCCACCGACGAUGCGUCGUGGACAUGGCAAGCCGCCGAGGUCUUGGUCGAGGAGGAAGAAGAAGACUUGCCUGCAAGGCCGAUGUCCUCACCUAGAGCAAAGAUGAGUAAGAGCGUGAGCUUCAGUUCACCUCCACCAUACUCUGUCACGGACCCCGUAGCAACUACAGUUUCAUCGUCGUCUCCAUCACUGGAAGAGGUCAAGGACCUGUGUGCAUCAAUCAAUCAAAUGCACGCUUCGCGCCUUGGAUUCUCUCUCGACAACAAAAGGAAGCUUCGAGGAGCUUAUUUAAUCGAUGCAACGGAAACACGCGUUCCUUCGGCUGAAAUUCUGACCCUAGAGGACCUUCUUGAUCGCCCGCCUGUAGUCAAUGGCAGGCGCGCGAAAUUGACCAAAAAGGAGCGUUACAACCUAGCACUAACACUCGCAUCCAGCGUCUUGUACCUGAACUCGACACCCUGGCUAAUGGAUCAGUGGGCUGCAAAGGACAUUCUCUUCCAUCGAACGGAAAAUGCUAUACAUCCCAUCGAGAUUGAUCGCCCACACGUAGCGCCAUCGCUGGUCGAACAGAACAAAGGAAUGCCGAAUGGUCACAAAGCACGAGGAUUCCACAACAAGAACUCGGUCUUGCUCGCUCUUGCCAUCGCACUUCUUGAGUUGUAUUUUGGCACUUCAGCUGGAAAGUACCAAGAAGACGAGCUUGGUGCAGCUGAUCCCUUGCUACACUCAAAUCCGUGGUUGCUAUGCUCGAUGGCACAUACAUGGGCGGAAGAGUCGCAGGACGAUCUAUCAGCUGCUUUUUUGAGCGCUGUGCGACAUUGCCUAAGGUGCUUUGGAGACCCAGGCGCGAGCUUGCAGGACUCGGAGUUUCUGCAGGCAGCCGUCGAAAGCAUUGUAUUGCCUUUGCAAGAGGAAUUGCACCAGUUUCUAGGCACGACGGUAUCAUGA
This is a messenger RNA of Parastagonospora nodorum SN15, 1638 nucleotides long. RefSeq lists its product as hypothetical. The record is from RefSeq and is a predicted model, not a curated record. NCBI's taxonomy places the organism in Eukaryota, Fungi, Ascomycota, Dothideomycetes, Pleosporales, Phaeosphaeriaceae. The transcript has 5 exons. The coding region runs from base 1 to 1638 and encodes 545 amino acids.